AUGGAACAAAUUCCCGUUUUAGCUCAAGAUCAACAUAAUUUGAAUGAGUUUUCUGUUUUGCAUUCUAGAAGAGCUGUUCAAGAAUUAGAGCUUAAAGACAUCAGAACUCAAGUAGAAGACGUUGUUGAUGCCAAAAAUGAAUGUGAACUUUUAGAUGAAGAUGAUGUGGAUCAAAUUCCUUUAAUCAAGAUUGGCGAUGCCUUUUUUCAAGUCUCUUUGGAUACACUGACUGAAGAGCUUGAAGAAUCAGAAUCCAAGUUGGAAAAGCAAAGUGAACAAUUAGAUUCUCAUAUGGAGAUGGAUCAUUCACGUAUUCAAGAGCUCAAAAAUCUUCUCUACGCAAAGUUCCAUGACCAAAUUAAUCUUGACUAG
Messenger RNA from Schizosaccharomyces osmophilus, 372 nucleotides. RefSeq names its product prefoldin subunit Pfd4 (gene pfd4). NCBI's taxonomy places the organism in Eukaryota, Fungi, Ascomycota, Schizosaccharomycetes, Schizosaccharomycetales, Schizosaccharomycetaceae. Bases 1 to 372 code for a protein of 123 amino acids. The record is from RefSeq and is a predicted model, not a curated record. Gene Ontology annotation, biological process: protein folding. Gene Ontology annotation, cellular component: cytoplasm; prefoldin complex. The transcript has a single exon.